This is a messenger RNA of Lacerta agilis (Sand lizard), 1048 nucleotides long. RefSeq names its product transcription factor HES-7.1-like. NCBI's taxonomy places the organism in Eukaryota, Metazoa, Chordata, Lepidosauria, Squamata, Lacertidae. The record is from RefSeq and is a predicted model, not a curated record. Gene Ontology annotation, molecular function: DNA-binding transcription factor activity, RNA polymerase II-specific; protein dimerization activity; RNA polymerase II cis-regulatory region sequence-specific DNA binding. Gene Ontology annotation, biological process: regulation of neurogenesis; regulation of transcription by RNA polymerase II; anterior/posterior pattern specification. The transcript is spliced from 4 exons. Bases 183 to 776 code for a protein of 197 amino acids. Gene Ontology annotation, cellular component: nucleus.
GAGACCAUCACACUCCUCCUCUCAGAAAGACAAAUGGGAUUCUGUAGCUGUUCAUUGGCUGCCUCUGUUGAGGGGCGAGUAAAUAGGAUUUGCAGACAAUGUGACAGCUGUGCUGGGGAUGUCCUAUAAAUUAAAGGGAGGGCAGAAGGAGGGAAAUUUGAAAAUAUUCUCGGAGAGAUAAGAUGAGCCUGGAGACGACAGAUCGCAAAGCUUCAUGGAUGACAACAGGGGCACCCAGGGGAUGCAGCUGGAAGAAACCACAUCUGGAACAGCCAAAACGUCUGGUCUACAAAAAGAUCAUCAAACCACUAAUGGAGAAGAAGCGAAGGAAUCGAAUUGCCCAGUCUCUCAACCAACUGAAGGCUCUCUUACUAGAUGGCACCAGCGCAGGUAACAAGCCUCUUCCCAAUUCUCGCAUGGACAAGGCAGCUCUUCUAGAAAUGACUGUACAGCGGAUUCAAACACUGCAGCUAGCAGUGGCAGAGGACAAGGGCUUUCAUACAGGAUACUCCUACUGUGCCUCUCUUGUCCAAGCCUUCCUCAUUUCAGAGACACAGCAGUAUCUGAAUGCUGCCAGUCAGUCAAGCUCUUCAUCCAGACGCCCCUCUGGGACUUCACUGGCAAUUUCUCCACCAGCAUCUAAGCUGGGAAAGGUCUCCAGCUGGAGUGAAAAGUGCCUGGCUUCCCCUGGCUUUAGAUGUUUUGAAAGGUCUGUCCCUUCUGGGAUCCUGAACAGAACAGGGUCCCAGGUAUUCUGGAGACCCUGGUCUACUUGAACCUCUUUUAACCUAUAUAAUAAGGAAAUGAGGACAGAAAGAAUCAUGCGAGUACUGGAGCCUCUAAUUUAUUUGGCUUUGAUGAAAUACUUUCAGGAAUUUUUGUGUGCCUGUGGCUCCAUGGAGGAAAGUAUUUGUGCCCUUCUUGUUCUGUCCAUCUUGUCUUAUGAUCCAUUUUCUGCUGUGUACAUAAGUUUUUCCCUUGCUGCUUUCUGUGGUUCUACAUCACACUGUGCUUGGUGUUGUUCACGUGUAUUAAAUAUAAAAGCUUA